Molecule: messenger RNA, 708 nt
Organism: Colletotrichum godetiae
Lineage: Eukaryota; Fungi; Ascomycota; Sordariomycetes; Glomerellales; Glomerellaceae
Exons: 1
Coding region: 1-708 (235 amino acids)
Source: RefSeq, a predicted model, not a curated record
AUGAAUCGCGAUAGCAAAUCCGAUUUCAAGCUGCAGUUCCAGAUCGCCUUGUCUGAAUUUGAUGAUAUACGACGGGACGAGACGCGAACCUCAGCAUGUCGGCAAGAGUUUGUGCUUGUGGACAAUGUCACCAAAAGGCUAAAGAGUCGUUCUGCCACCUGUUCCGCCCAGUACGACAACAAUCUCGACAGGUUACAGCGCACCGCAUACCUCCAGUAUGAGCUUGAGCCACCUCAAAUGCGAGCUCAGCAUUACGAGAAAGACGAGUAUCUCGCCAUAUUCUACACCUUACUCGACAUUCGAGCGCCAUCACUUAUAAACCUUUUUCGUGACAACGGACUCAACAAGCUUCCUAUCGAACUCACAUUGCUCAAGAAGUGCAUCAAGCCCCCCUCGAAACCAAGAUUCCAUAACUUUCACGAGCGAUUCUAUAAAACACAAUUCGACUGGUGCCCAAUACGUUUCGACAUGGGCAUGCGUCAAGUCUAUCGCGAUGCAGUCAGUCCACUUUCGCGCAAGGAGAAGAUCACGCCGUAUCGCGAGGGCAAGGGUCCGAAAGAGAACAACGCCACUCUAUACGCCAUCGACGUUCCAGAAGAGCUUGUUGGGCGUCAUCUUCAGGAGAGAAUGGCAUCAGCCAAGAUAGAAAGACAAGGAGAGGGGAGAAAUGGCAAGGGUCUGGCAAGUCUUCUCCAAAGCAACUCCUAG